This is a messenger RNA of Hyaloscypha bicolor E, 1786 nucleotides long. RefSeq lists its product as uncharacterized. Gene Ontology annotation, biological process: protein phosphorylation. The record is from RefSeq and is a predicted model, not a curated record. Gene Ontology annotation, molecular function: ATP binding; protein kinase activity. The coding region runs from base 1 to 1737 and encodes 578 amino acids. The transcript has a single exon. NCBI's taxonomy places the organism in Eukaryota, Fungi, Ascomycota, Leotiomycetes, Helotiales, Hyaloscyphaceae.
AUGGUUGAUAUAAGUGCUAGUCUGAUCGAUGCCAUUGGGUUUCCCACAUGUGCUCUAAGUCCAGAAGAGACAGUACGUAAGAAGACCUCGAAGAAGCUGACCGAGUGGGAUGUCUCGAUACUGAACCCUAAGAACCGCAUCGAUUGUGCACAGCCAUUUUGUAACUCGAAACUGGGCUGGCGCAUUGACGGGUGCGCAGACCUUGGAACUCGCUUCUUUGUGAUACCGAUCACUCUACUUCCGGAUCUGCCUCCUCUGAGAAUAGACCUGGUCAUUCCAGACCAGAUUGAGCACUCAAACGAACUCCGCGUUGCUUUUGAAUCUAGUAUUUCGGCUACUCUUACAGACUCUCGAGUCGGAAAGCUAGGAAUUUCACACCACCUUUGUCAUAUUCUCGACCACUGGUCUAGAUCAAAUCCCAACUUCUUAGCGGAAUUUCGCUCACUUCCUUUUGGCUCUCAACUCAUCAUUUCAGAAGUCACAGGCUCGAAGUAUUCUCCUGUACUUGUGAAUCCGGCUCACGAUCUCGAACGCAAUUUGCUAUCCCUCAACGCUCUGGCAGCGCUCUGGAAGAACGAUAUACUUCCUCUGGAUUUCCCUCCCAUACUGGAUCUCCAAGCACUACGGUUAACCAGUCAGAUUCAAGAUACUGUUAGUCUUGUAUACAUUCCAAGCCAAGAUAACAAAACGUUCAUUUUUAAGUCCAAUGUCACAGAACCCGAGUAUCUCUAUCACGAACUCAAGGUCCUGCUUACGCUGGCUCCGCACCCGCACUUAGUAUCCAGGCCUCUUUUCCUGGUAACGAAGCGAUGUGCAUUCGGUGGCAAGAUUGCCGUCUGUGGUUUCAUCCUCCCCUAUUAUCUCGGUGGCCCCCUCAAGGAUGUCCUCCCCUCGCAGAUGGUAAAGGGAAUAUUGAAUCUUCCCACGCAGAUAAAAUGGGCAACUCAGAUCACGGAGGUGUUGCAGCAUAUUUAUGCAUCUAGGAGCUUCUACCCCGAUCUUCGACCGGAGAACAUCGUUCUUCAUCCUUGCCAGACGUCAGGCGCUUGUGAUGAAAGCGGUAGUCUCAACACCGUGCUCAUCGACUUCGAGCAAAGGGGAAACUGGUACGCCUGGUCCGCGCCCGAGGUCCUAUACUAUGAGUACCUCUCCUACAUUCUCUCUGCCCUACCCACCACAAGAACAACACACUAUGCGCUCCUUUUCAAUACCUACUUCCCCUCCGCCAACGCCCCACCGUAUCCCCAGGAAGGAAGUGAUAGAUAUCGCAACCCCAAAGAAGGAUACUGCUAUUCUUGGCUGAGACUUACCCAUCAGCAGAGAGAAGCGGCUACUGUCUUUGCUUUGGGCAAGCUCCUGUGGUGUAUUUUUGAGGGUCAGGGAAGCGUAUGCCGGAAUCUUAGAAAUACGGCUAGAUAUGAGCCGACAAUGGAGUUCCCGGAGUUCAGGACGUCGGUGGAGAAAGUGAGGGAGCUGAUUUGGGAGUGUACGUGGGAUGCUCCAGAGUGGAGAGGGGAGAAGGAGAAGGUUGUGAGAGUUGGUGGGAGGAUUGAGGUGCUGGGAAAGACAGCGCGCGAGGAAGGUGUGUUGCAUGUAGCGCGAGAGUGGUGGAUGAGGGAGUUGAAUGUUAUGGAGGAGUGGCUUGCGAAGCAAGAUAGUGGGGAGAAAAGAUCUCAGAGAUUGACAUUGAGAGAAGUUAGGGAUAGAUUGCUGGAUAUUAAGAAGGAUGUGUGCUGAUAUCGCCGGACUUGUUUUCCUUAGAUAAGUUGCGAGUCGGCCGAUCGAG